Messenger RNA from Rhizophagus irregularis DAOM 181602=DAOM 197198, 1640 nucleotides. RefSeq lists its product as uncharacterized. The record is from RefSeq and is a predicted model, not a curated record. Gene Ontology annotation, molecular function: 3-deoxy-7-phosphoheptulonate synthase activity. NCBI's taxonomy places the organism in Eukaryota, Fungi, Glomeromycota, Glomeromycetes, Glomerales, Glomeraceae. Gene Ontology annotation, biological process: aromatic amino acid biosynthetic process.
UAGCACAAGAUCCGGCAAAAUCUAAUAUAAAUUGAACGCCUUAAAGUCCAAUUUUUUAAAAAAAAUUGAAAUUUUUAAUUUUUUUUAACGAAAUGUUAACUGAUUCCACUACUACGAAUGGCCAUACUGACAGCUAUGCAAAAACAGAAAUAAUAAAAGAAAUUGAUGGAAAUUCUAGUGCCAUUAAUGAGAAGGAAGAUAAAGAAUGGACACCGUUGUCAUGGAGAACAAAACCUAUAAGACAAGGUGUUGUUUAUGAUGAUCAAGAACAUUUACAACGAGUUCUGAAUAAAUUACAACAUUUACCUCCAAUGGUUACACCUUCGGAGAUCCAUAGACUUCGAAGUCAACUUAGGCAAGUUGCACUUAAUAAAGCGUUUUUAUUGCAAGGUGGAGAUUGUGCCGAACUUUUUGAGUAUUGUUCUCAAGAACCAAUUGAAUCAAAAUUAAAAGUAUUACUACAAAUGAGUCUAGUUUUAGUUUGGGGCUCUAGAAUUCCUGUUAUUAGAAUUGCUAGAAUGGCAGGUCAAUAUGCUAAACCUCGUUCAAGUCCGACUGAAAAGGUUGAAGGAAAAGAAAUUAUUUCUUUUCGUGGUGAUAAUAUUAAUGGUUACGAUCCAUCGGAUAGAAAACCUGAUCCUGAACGUCUUUUGCGCGCGUAUUUCCAUUCUGCUGCCACAUUAAAUUAUGUGAGAUCAAUUAUUGGUUCAGGGUUUGCAGAUCUAUAUCGAUUAUCAGAUUGGUCUUUACAUCACGUUCGAUCGGAUAGAACUAGACAAGAAUAUCAAACAAUAGUUGAUCGGUUAACUGAUUCACUAGAUUUCAUGCGUAUGAUUGGAGCAGAUUCCCCGUCGAGUCCAUUGAAUAGUGUCGAUUUGUUUAUGUCUCACGAAGGAUUAUUACUUGAUUAUGAACAAUGUUUAACAAGAUUAUUACCUGAUCCCGAAACUGGUGAAAAAAAGUGGUAUAAUGUUGGAUCUCAUUUCUUAUGGGUAGGUGAUCGUACACGUCAAUUAGAUGAAGCUCAUGUAGAGUAUUUUAGAGGAAUUCAAAACCCUAUUGGGAUUAAAGUUGGUCCAUCUAUGGAAUCCAACGAAUUGCAAAAGUUAUUGGACAUCAUUAAUCCUAAUAAGGAAAUUGGAAAAGUCACUUUAAUUACGCGUUACGGCGCUGAUCAGGUUGAAAAAUAUUUACCAGGUCACAUUCAAGCUGUCAAAGCUUCAGGACAUAUUGUAGUAUGGGCAUGUGAUCCAAUGCACGGAAAUACAAGACAGUCAUCAUCCGGUGUAAAAACUAGACAUUUUAAUUCAAUCAUUGAGGAAUUAUCUAAAGUGAUACGUAUCCAUAAAAAUAAUGAUAGUCAAAUGAACGGAGUACAUUUUGAACUGACUGGCGAAGCUGUAACAGAAUGCAUUGGAGGUUCAAUGCAACUAGCUGAUGCUGAUUUAGCUUUAAAUUAUAAAACUUUUUGUGAUCCUCGUUUAAAUUAUGAACAAAGUUUAGAUGUUGCUUUCUUAAUAGCCAAAUAUCAUGAGAAAGAAAGAUCUGGACCGCAGAUAUUUAAGCCUUAACCAAGAUACCAUCAUUGCUUCACUAACCCAACUAACUAGAUCUUCAUUAACAUUUAACUUAUUAAAAAC